Molecule: messenger RNA, 1790 nt
Organism: Triplophysa rosa
Lineage: Eukaryota; Metazoa; Chordata; Actinopteri; Cypriniformes; Nemacheilidae
Gene: bnip1b
Product: BCL2 interacting protein 1b
Exons: 6
Coding region: 263-949 (228 amino acids)
Biological process (GO): retrograde vesicle-mediated transport, Golgi to endoplasmic reticulum
Cellular component (GO): SNARE complex; endoplasmic reticulum
Molecular function (GO): SNAP receptor activity
Source: RefSeq, a predicted model, not a curated record
ACUCCGCUGUCUCUUUGCUCAUGACAGCUUUGAAUUUGUUACAAAUGCGCUGACUAAAUAAUCUAAAUCAUUUCUGAUUCGACCUAAAUACGAUGUAAGUGAAAAAAAUAACACUUCAGCAUUUGUUUAUUGCAGUAUAUCUGCCAAUAAAUAAAAAACAACUCGUAAUUUCGUGAUUUCAUGCUGAGGGCCGCCGCCCAGGAGAACGCGUUAUGAAAAAAGAUCAACUUUGGACUUUCAGACUUGCCGUAAAACAACAAAUAUGGCGUCCUCCUGCGAUGUUCAUGUCCGAAUAUGUGGCCAAGAAAUGAUCAAAUACGAUCUGGAAAUCAAAGCCCUUAUUCAGGACAUUAGAGAAUGUUGUGGCCCGCAGGCAGUUCUGAUGGAUCUGAACUCUACAGUGAAGGAAAAGUUCAACCAGUUAAGACAGAGAAUUCAGGACAUGGAACAGAUGGCCAAAGAACAAGAUCGGGAGACCGACAAGCAAACUAUCUUGAGUGAGACAGAAGGCCAUCGGAAGCAGAUGUUAAGUAACCAGGUGGCAUGGAGAAAGGCCAAUCUGGCAUGCAAACUUGCCAUUGAUAACUUGGAGAAAGAUGAACUGCUUCAGGGGGGAGAUUCUGUGAGGCAAAGGAAGGCCACCAAAGAGAGUCUGGUGCAGACGUCUGGUGACAUCACAGAGAAUCUUAUGAGCAUCAGCCGUAUGAUGUCACAACAGGUGCAGCAGAGCGAAGAGACCAUUAGCACUCUUGCUACAUCUUCAAGAACUGUACUGGAGACAAAUGAAGAGUUUAAAGCUAUGACAGGAACCAUCCAUUUGGGGAGAAAACUCAUUCUGAAAUAUAAUCGCCGUGAACUGACCAACAAACUGCUGAUCUUUUUAGCACUCGCUCUGUUUCUGGCUACGGUGCUCUACAUUCUGAAGAAAAGGCUUUUCCCCUUUAUUUAACAGAAAAAAGAACCAUCUCUGCUUCCAACCACUUUCCGUAAUGUGCUCUGCAAAUGUUUCAAUUAAGACUGGCUCCAUGAGUUUAACCUGGCGUGUCCUUCAGAAUGACUUGUGGAGGAAUUCUUUGCUCAGGGAAUAGAAGCACAUUCAACCACAGGACUGAUAAUUGCAUUCCCUAAAUUGGAUGAAAAUAACCAUUGAACUAUCCUUUUGUAGAUCUACACAAUGCCAAUAUAUUGAACUACUUAGUUUAUAUUAACAAGUGCGGAAAUUCUCAACACAAAGGCAGGAUAUUAAAAUGCAUUUAUACAAUCUCAGCUUACUAAUGUAGAAAAUAGAAGCGUAUUAAUUCUAUUUAAAUAUUUUAUUUUAGCACAAUUGCAUUGUUUUAUCUCAGUUUUAAAUCUAACAGUUGGAAAUCUUCAUGAAUUUGAAAAAAAUCUGCAAGAUGUUUGUGCCUUAUGAACGUAGUUUUGCAACACCGAAGAUACUGUAUAACUUUAUACUACAUUCAAUUCCUAUGAUUGUUUUGUAAUAAGACGUUAGAAUGUUAUGGAAAUGACAAUUUGGCCUAUUACAGCCUAGAAGAUGAUCAAGUUUUUGAUAUAAAGUAUGACUUUUAUGAAACAUCAUUAAUUUUGGCAAUAGCAUGUUCACAUUUCGCUUUAUAAACGAGACAAAAAUAUGAAAUAUGUGCCGUGACAUUUUUUAUAUUUAACUAAAUUCAUUACCAUGUAUUUUAAUUGUCCAUGUAUUUUAAUUGUCAUUAUGUUAAUAGGAAAAAUCUAAAUAUGUAAUGCAAAAUAACAACACCAUAGAGAAAUAAAGACAGUUGAAGAUG